GUAGUGGAUGAGUGAAGUUCGUAUGAAUUGCAAAUGUAUGAUCAAUGUGUUUCAAGGUGUUGUUGGAAGAGGUUGGCUGGCAGUUUAUUAAGAGAACACACAGUCAGUGUGCAAUGCAGCAAUGACGUCAAUGUGCUACUUGUCAAUAAUGGCUGGAAAUGUCAUUGUGGCCUUUGUUGGUAGCGUGACCACUGACCACUUACCACUGACCAGUAUCCACGACCUUCGAAAGGAGCUUGCCAGGCACACUACUACAAGUUCCACAAGAAUAUCGGGAUCUGCCGACGGAGCCUCAUUGAACAUAUAUAUUUUCUGGAAAUCAUGUUCUUGCGCCGGCUAUGCUAACCUGUCAAACACUGGGGGUGUAAAGGGCGUCAUCUUAGGCGUAUCGUUGAGAAUCUUUGACAGGCGUUUCCCUCUCAGAUGUGUAUCGAGGACUGUCGGACGGUCUCAUGUCGCCCGAUACCGUUACUGUUGGUUGUUACGCUAUCCUGUUCGGAAAGUACGCUCCCAUCAAUAUUGCAGGUGAGAUCUACUGUCCUGCUGUUGGGUCCUGAGUAAGUACGCCCGUUGGCAAAAGUGCCUGAUCCUUCCUUUUCCUGGGGGGAGGGGGUUUUUUUGAACAACCAUGAGUGCACAUGUCCCUCUAGAACUUCCGACGCCCACCACUUCGCUCGACGUGAAGGGUUUACAUGUCUCAAGGUGACUGCCGAUUCAUCUUCAAACGGCCAUACCCCGUGGAGAGGCUGAACAGCAUCGGCACCUAACACUCUUUUCGCAAAGGCUUUCCGAGGACUGACACCCCGC
Messenger RNA from Exophiala viscosa, 807 nucleotides. RefSeq lists its product as uncharacterized. Bases 122 to 529 code for a protein of 135 amino acids. Lineage: Eukaryota; Fungi; Ascomycota; Eurotiomycetes; Chaetothyriales; Herpotrichiellaceae. The record is from RefSeq and is a predicted model, not a curated record. The transcript is spliced from 2 exons.